AUGGAUUCUAGAGAGCCCAAGAGAGACUCACUGCAUGAUAAGCUGCAGCUUCUUCGUUCCAUCACUAAUUCUCAUGCAAUUAAUGAUACAUCAAUCGUAGUAGAUGCAUCCAACUAUAUUACAGAGUUAAAGCAGAAAGUAGAAAGAUUGAAUAAAGAUGUAGCAAGCUCGAGCAACCAGCACUUGUGGCCUCAAGUUACCGUAGAAACCCUAGAAAAGGGCUUCUUAGUGAAUGUUUGUUCAGCAAAAAGUUGCUCUGGAUUGCUUGUUUCCAUAUUGGAAGCUUUUGAGGAGCUUGGUCUCAAUGUUCUUGAAGCGAGGGUUUCUUGUAAAGAUAGCUUUCAUUUACAGGCAUUUGGAGGAGGAGAAAAUGAAGAAGAUGAAGAAAACUACAUAAAUGCCCAAAUGGUGAAACAGGCAAUUUCAGAUGCCAUCAAGAACUGGAAUGGAAGUAAUGGACAAGACUGA
Fraxinus pennsylvanica is the source of this 468-nucleotide messenger RNA. Lineage: Eukaryota; Viridiplantae; Streptophyta; Magnoliopsida; Lamiales; Oleaceae. The record is from the annotation of a GenBank genome assembly.